This is a messenger RNA of Ilex paraguariensis (yerba mate), 206 nucleotides long. The record is from the annotation of a GenBank genome assembly. NCBI's taxonomy places the organism in Eukaryota, Viridiplantae, Streptophyta, Magnoliopsida, Aquifoliales, Aquifoliaceae.
CACCAUUGAGAGUGGAAUUGAAAGAAACUGAUGAUUUACAAGACCCUACGAACAAGUGGAAACUCCAAAGGCAAAAGUAUAGUAAACAGAAAACCUUCUCAAAGAAGGCAACCUCUAUCACAAAGAAGAAAUCCAAACCAAAUGCAAAGAGCCCAAAACCAGAAAGAAAACUUGGGUGUGCUUUUAGAGGUGGAAGUAAGGAAUGA